AUGUUUAAGGUAAAGAUUUAAACGCUUUAUAUUUGAAUUCAAUAGAUAACAUCUUAAUGCUCAUACUCAAUUCCAAUAAAUUUCUUUCUUUUUGUAAGUUAAUUCCACCAAAAUGACGCCAUUAUGGUUUUAGAGACUGGAAAUUCACUGUUUAGGUCGAUCACUCUUUUUCCUGUUUCUACAUCUUAUAACCGAUUUUGGCCACCGCUUUAUAACGAUGGUCUUCCCGUCGAUUUUGUCUAAUACCAAUUGAACUUGGCUACUGUACCGGCCGACGUACCAGUAGGGCUGGCAAUUUGGUCCAGGACUGUUUGGUUUACCCAAACCGGACAGUGUAACCCGGACCGAGACCGGAUAGCAAACAAUCCAAUCUCAUAUUCGGGCUUAGAUUUGAGGUAAAAAACCCGGAUAAAGACCGGAUAAGAGACCCCAACACUCAAAUCCCCACAAGCUCAAUCUAAAAUCAAAAUCAAAUUGGGACCGGACCGGGUCAAGACCGGAGUGUAUCCAAUCCAAUCUUUGGUCCUUAUAUUCCCGAAAAGACCGGAAUGGGAUAGGAUCAAUUUGGUCCAAUUUAACCGGACCGGACCGUAUAGCCACCCCUACGUACCAGUAGUUUAGAAUAUCCAAAAGAGCAACAUGUCACUAAAGGGUCGUUUGGAAGUUGAGAUUCUUCAAAUAUGUGUAUUUGAUGAAUACAUCUAUUGUAAAUACAAAGAUUGUAAGAAUUAGAUGAUUGGAAGAAUGUCUUGUUUGGUUGUAGCCAUUCAAAAAUUUUAAAGAAAAGAAAAAAUCACUUUAUGAGCUAAAAGUGAAACAAAUUAAAGCCAACAAUCUCAAAGGAAGAAUCUCACCUUUUUGUUGAGAUUUAAAAUGAGUGAUUGUGGGUGAUAUGAGAUUUGAGGGCCACCUCAAAUGUAUGUAUUGAAUAAAGUUUUGGAACAAAAGAACGAUGGAUUCACCAGAAUACAUGAAUUCAAAGAAUCAUUCAUCUAGAAUCAUAACUUCCAAACAAACUUUUUCAUGGCCGUACAUCCAAUUAUAUCAACCCCUAAAUGCAUGCUUCAACAGAGACAUCUAAAUCCAACUUGCCAAAUCUUGUUUCCAUGACUCUUCAGGGCAAGUUGAUGGUCAAGCAAGGAUUGGAUUUCCAAUCCCCAAACGAGUUGCAUGUCCAAACAUGCUGAAUGGAAUUUUCAUGAUUAUAACCCUUAAAAAGCCCAGUGCAUGCGCCCAUUUCAAUCUCACAACUCUCAACUCCUCAUAUAUUAUAUCAAUAUAGUGUAUUUUGUUUUGCCUGUUUGUGGACAAUGUGUUACUCCAAGACCUCCAAUGGCUCCCUGAAGUACUUUGGUGAAGCUCUAGCUGCCCUGCAAGAUACUCCGAAGGGUAGAGGCCACAAGGACGCAAAGAGGCGAGUGCAGAAUGCCGGAGUGCAGUGUUUGAAGCACCAAACCAUUAUUCCCUUAUUCUUAUGGAGUGGAAGAGAAAGACGUUCCCAUCAUGGUAGCCUUGAGGAGGAUGUUCCCAAAGCUGAUAAUGAGUUCAGGGUCUUUGGGGAAUUGGAUGAAGCAACAAAGGAGGCCAUCAAGAGUGAUGCAAGGGAUAGUGACUACCCUCUGGACUGAGUAUUGUGAGAGAGAAGAUAUGAGUGGAUGGAAUUUUUAGUAAUAAUAAUAGGGGCUUGCUAUUUGCCGCCAACCAAAUUGCUAUUUGCCGCCAAUAAAAAAAAAAAAAAAAUAUAUAUAUAUAUAUACAUAUUAGGGUAAGGAGUUUCACAAUCUACAACAUAUCCAACUUUCAGAGAACAUAUUGAAUCAGAAAAAUUCAACGCUCGCCGGAAAAUUCGCCGGAAAAUCAUCGGGAAAGCCUAUCCUCGACAUAUACUGCGUACACGCAUCAAUGAAUCAUCACUAAGCAGGUGCGUAAUUUUUUUGUAGUUUCGAACAAUUUUUCCGACGAUUUGAAACGAACAGACGGUGGGCCGAAAAUUUCCGGCGGCCGGAACCUGGCCGGGCCGAAAAUUUCCGGUGGCCGGAACCUGGCCGAGCCGAAAAAUUCCGGCGGCCGGAACCAGGCUGAGCCGCAAGAUAUUUUCGGCCCGGCCAGGUUCCAGCCACCGGAAAUUUUCGGCCCGGGCGGCGUGUUCGUCGGCCGGCCGAAAAAAAUUUGCGGCCGCGGCGUCGCCGGGCCGAAAGAAAUUUUUGGCCGGCCGUCGCACCGGCCGAAAAAGUUUUUCGGCCCGACGACGUAUUGGCCGCAGUUUUUUUUCGGCCCGCCCUGUUUUUCGCCGGAAAACUGGAAAACUUGCCGGGAAACUGGAAAACUGGCCGGAAAACUGGAAAACUAGCCGGAAAAAAUAAACUUACUUGUUUUCCGACGAGCUGAGGGCGACGGGAGGUUAGCCGACGACGGAAGAACGGUGCCGGCGACGGAGGCACUGGGCUCGUCAACAGAAGUUUUUGUUGGAAUGAGUCAAAUGUUCAUGGGUAUCCGAAUUUAUAGAAUGAAAGGAAGGAAAGGGAGGGAAAAUUCAAAAUUUGAAUUCAAAUUUUUUUUUUUUUUUGGUUGGCGGCAAAUAGCCGUUCACUAAUAAUAAUGGUAGCUAGCUGGUGUACCAAGUUUAGUAGUGGGCCGGGGUGAACCAAUGAUUUGAUGGUUAGUGGAUCUGAGUAACUUAACUAGCAUUGCAUGGUUUUUAUCAAGUUCAUAUGAAUGAAUUCGAAUAUGUGUUGUGUUUUUUCGAUUUCUUUUUUAAUAUUAUAGUUAGUUAUAUAAGAAUCGAAGAGUAUAAUAUAAAUAUGAAUGAAAAUGUAGUAUAUAAUCAAAAUCCGAUUUCAAAGAAAACAUUCAGUCGAGCCAAAAUCCAAUUGAAUUCAGAAAAUCAUGAUGAACGAUCAUUCUUUUAUUUUGUUGGAAAAACCCUCGUUCAAUACUUGUUUGAUUUUGUUUUAGAAAACAAAAAAAAAAUUGUUGGAAAAACAAUCACGUUUUGGUUUCGGGCUCAACUUCAAUAAGAGGUGUCAAGGAAAAGGCCCAAAAAAUGGGCCUCCGAUCCAAUUCACACAACCCAGUAGGGGAGGAAAUAGAGAGUGCUUCUCUUCUCUUCUCUUCUCUUCUCUUCUCAAGGCUACUAGAAGACACGUGGCACUCACACCGGACAGUCAUCGCCACCCUGAACCUUCUAGCGGGCGGCCCCUUCAAU
Molecule: messenger RNA, 3205 nt
Organism: Linum trigynum
Lineage: Eukaryota; Viridiplantae; Streptophyta; Magnoliopsida; Malpighiales; Linaceae
Source: the annotation of a GenBank genome assembly